AUGCCCGAUGUAGCCCCCAAGACACCGGAUGCCAGCCAUGACGAGACCCGGGAAAAGAUGGGAGCUGAUAGGGUUCCAGUCUCUGGCGAUGGGUCAAUCUCUGCACCUUUAGGAGACAUCACACCAAUGUGCUAUGAGUUCCACUCGGGCUCAAUCGAUGCGGUGAAGGACGAGCGCUUUCACACAGUAUUAUACUCCGUGCAUACGUCAUUCCACGGACGAGGUCUUUCAAUCCCAAUGUCAUUUUACAGAGACCCGGCAAUUGUCACUAUUCGGGCUAUACUGGAGCAGGAUGGGCAGAAUGCGGGAGAUAAAUUUCCUCAGAUAUGUGAAGAGCGUCUGGAACCCGAUGUGAUAGCUGUGUUCGCACUGGUUGCUUUUCAUUAUGGCGCUCUUCAGGUUCGUGUACCCGGAGACGGUGAAAUCGAGCAACAAGGCUUCGAUGAGCUUUUGGAAUUCAUCUCUCUGGAUGAUAAGGAAGAAGAGCAAUGGGAGGAUCUUUUUUGGCGAUCUAUAAGACCGAAGACCACAAAAAUCAAAGACAGUGAAGAACUGAAAUCCACUUUUCGUGAGGGUCAGAAAGCUGUUCUAGAGCUGGCUAGAAACCACGUUGAUUAUCUCUAUGUUGGAGGAGGGAUAUUUGGAGCAUCUGCAGCGUGCCAUCGCAUACAGUCGAAUUCGACUGCAAGUGUCGCUAUUGUCAAUCAAUCCUCAUACCCCAGUCUAGAAUCCGCCGGGUGCGACUACAAGAUCGUAAGCAGCGCACAGACGGAUCCCUUCUAUACCGAACUAGCCCUGAAAGCAUUGGAGGCAUGGAGAAGUCAAGAGCCAUAUAAACAACAUUUCAAGCAAACUGGACAGGUUUUCAUGGGAGCAAAAGAACCCGCUGAAAAGGUCUGUGAAAAUUACAAGAGAAUUUUGGGACAAUCCCCAACUGAGCUUGUCAAUCCCAAGGACGCGCGAGAAAGAUACCCCGUGUUAAAAGAUGCUAACUGGGAUGACCAUGUGGAGAUGUGCACCUGGAACAAAGACGCAGGCUGGGCUGAUGGAGGAGCCGUCUUGAAGGCGGUAUGUGAGGCUGCCUGUGAAAGAGGCGCGAAAUAUAGAGUGGCAACGGUUGAGAAGCUGUUGAAAAAUGAUGAUGAUGUCUGCUAUGGAGCUCGGAUAUUGGAAAAUGGCAAAACCCACACAAUAAUCGCAGAUAACAUCGUUCUCUGCACAGGGGCAUAUACAUCCAAAUUGCUUGCAGAGAGUUUUCCCGACCGAGAGGUUCAGCCUGGCAAGAGACUGAAGGCCGCCGGUGUAUCUAUGGCUUAUUAUAAUCUGGACCCUGAUGCAAUAGUUGAUUUUGAAAAGGCUCCAGUUGUCGUGAAAUCGGUUGGAAAGACCCCAAGUGAAUUUAUUCCUCCCAGAGAUGAUGGGCUGUUCAAAAUUGUUGCCGAGCAGAGCUACACGAAUAUGCAGCAGGUUGGCCAAUUCAGAUUGUCUGUCCCUCCCGAAAAAGCCUCCCUACGGUGGAACAUUAAUGGCGAUGGCAUUCCUCAGCAGCUCAGGGACAAUGCUGAUGACGCGAAAUGGGAGCUGCUUGGAAAGCGGAAGGUCACCCGAUUUUCCUAUGAAACAUGCUGGGAUGCGACCACACCAAACCAGGAUUUCAUGAUCUGCGAGCAUCCGGUUGUGAAAAGAUUGCAUAUGGCUACCGGGGGUUCGUUCCACGGGUUCAAGUAUAUGCCCAUUGUGGGCCAGCUUAUCAAUCAGUCGGUGGACGGGGAGCUCGAUGACACUUUGGCUGAACGAUGGGCAUGGGAUGGCAAGGGUUCGGAUGGUGCAUGUGCAAUAUAUGAUCCGGCAGGGGCGGAUCUUCAACUCAUUAUGGGGAGCGGUAGCUAG
Blastomyces dermatitidis ER-3 is the source of this 1890-nucleotide messenger RNA. RefSeq names its product sarcosine oxidase. Gene Ontology annotation, molecular function: sarcosine oxidase activity; flavin adenine dinucleotide binding; saccharopine oxidase activity. The record is from RefSeq and is a predicted model, not a curated record. Bases 1 to 1890 code for a protein of 629 amino acids. The transcript is spliced from 5 exons. NCBI's taxonomy places the organism in Eukaryota, Fungi, Ascomycota, Eurotiomycetes, Onygenales, Ajellomycetaceae.